ACCCGAUAUUCGCACUGACAUUCUUGAUAAGCAGCUGGGUGCCGAGUUUGAUCGACAUCAUCCUCCAAUCAACAUUUCUUGCUGCCCUCUUGAUGUUUUGGCUGUGCGCUUAUCAUGGAGUUAGGCAGAUUAAGCGAAAAUUUUCCACGUUUUACCUUCCAAAGUUGUUUCUGGUGUUGAGUUUGUGGUUCGUCGUCGUUUUCUACUCGUGCUGGCAUAGGUUGAAAGACCUUAAUGACCCGACAGUGGACGGAAAUAACUUGUGCAACAAAUGGGGACCCUUUUUGAUGCAACUGAACGUACCUGUUGUAAAAGUUAUCUGAAAGAAUCUAGGGUAGCAAGUUAAAAAUCAUUUGCAAAGUUUCGAAGAAGCUUACAGUAAGAAGCACCAUUAUCAUUAUUUAUACGAAGUUCUUAAAAUAGGAGUAUUGCAUUUUGAAGUUUGAUACCUUACACAUUAAAGGUGAAUUCGCUAACUGGAAGCAGAUGUCUUCGAUACGCAGAGUAUAUAAAGAUUGAGUUUGGAAGAAUAAAAUUCAAUGUAAACUGUUCAUUAAGUCGUGGUCGGUCGUUGAAGUAUCUGGAUAUAUACAUCCAUAAUGAUGAAGAAGUUAUCUUUCGUUGUCGUGUUGUUUGGUCUGUUUUGCAACGUUGCCUUCUCAGCUGUCGGCCAGGUAAGCAUCGGCGAUUCAAACAUCGCUGGUUUGGGAACUGAUUUAGAGAGAUCUGUCAAAUUGACCUCCGCCAGAACAGAGAGGGCCUGGGCAGAAGCUGGCAAAGCAGUUGGUUUGCUGAUAUGGAGGAUCGAGAAAUUCAAAGUGGUGGCCUGGCCAAAAGUGAAGUACGGACAGUUUCACGAGGGAGAUUCCUACAUCAUCCUCAACACUCGUUACAAAUCUUCAACAUCAAGAGAUUAUGAAUACGAUCUUCAUUUCUGGAUCGGAAAGGACAGCACACAGGACGAAUACGGAGCAGCUGCGUACAAGACAGUAGAGUUGGAUACCUACCUUGGCGACAAGCCUAAGCAAUACCGAGAAGUUCAGGGCGAGGAAUCUUCUCUUUUCAAGAGUCACUUCAACAACAACAUCAGAUAUCUUCCGGGCGGAAUGGCCUCAGGUUUCAGAAAAGUGGAGCCCGUUGUUUACUUGCCACGGUUGAUCAAGUUCUCAGGUAGCAGGCAGAACGUAAAAACUGAAGAGAUUCCUCUGAAAGGUGCAACGAUAGACGGCGGCAACUGUUACAUCCUCGACUUGGGCCUCACCGUGUAUCAGUUGAAUGGAGCCGGCAGCAACAAAGACAACAGAUACAAGGCUCUGGAGUUUUUGCAGAAAAUAAAAUCCGAGAGAGGUAGAGUGAAGACGGAAACGUUUGAAGGAUCAGAAAUGAACCCAGACCACAUCUUCAUGAAAACUUUGAAAAGAGAAUCAGGAAUAAACUUCGAGCACGGAGCUGAAUACACAUAUAGCCCAACUUUAUUCCAAUCGAAGACGGUGACGAACAGGGCUGAUGUUGUGAAAGCCAAGGAAGGAAACAUCAGGAGGUCUGAUCUUAAAAGUGAUGAUGCCUUCGUGUUGGACACCGGCAAGGAUCUCUUCGUCUGGUACGGGUCGACCUCCACUAAGGAUGAAAGAGAUAAGGCUCUCAGUUUUGCUCAUAAUCACCUGAGAGUUUCGAAACAUUCGAUGAUUCCCAUGAACGUGAUUGACGAGAAGCAGUUGACCUCCCCAAGUUACAUCAAGCCUGCAUACUUCGAUAUCUCACUUAGUGCUUGAGUUCAUCACUAACAUUCUUCAGAUAGGGAUGCUGAUGAGGAUGAUAUUUUUGUUGUUGUUGAUGAUGUUUUCAAAUUUAAACAACAAUGAUAUGAGGUCAUUUGAUCUGCUGGUUGGCUGCUUAUGAAUGUUCUAUGAAUAAUUUUCGCGAGCCAUUCAAUUGUUCGCUCUUUUGUUAAAAUAUACUUGGAUUAUUACAUUUAAA
Molecule: messenger RNA, 1977 nt
Organism: Helobdella robusta
Lineage: Eukaryota; Metazoa; Annelida; Clitellata; Rhynchobdellida; Glossiphoniidae
Exons: 19
Coding region: 600-1772 (390 amino acids)
Molecular function (GO): actin filament binding
Source: RefSeq, a predicted model, not a curated record